Messenger RNA from Nasonia vitripennis (jewel wasp), 947 nucleotides. RefSeq names its product 39S ribosomal protein L18, mitochondrial (gene mRpL18). Gene Ontology annotation, cellular component: ribosome; mitochondrion. Gene Ontology annotation, molecular function: 5S rRNA binding; structural constituent of ribosome. The record is from RefSeq and is a predicted model, not a curated record. Lineage: Eukaryota; Metazoa; Arthropoda; Insecta; Hymenoptera; Pteromalidae. Gene Ontology annotation, biological process: translation. Bases 304 to 855 code for a protein of 183 amino acids. The transcript is spliced from 3 exons.
GCAGUAUUGUUUUAUGCAAAACGAGUGCAAGGUGGUAAUCAAUUUUUCGUCCCCUCUGUGUAUACUUCAAAUAAUCGAACACACUGUGCACAGUUUGAAGUGAGCCGCAGCCGCGCCAAUGCAUCGUCUGCAACUUCGGAGCAGUAUAAUAUAUAGUCGGUCAGCCGGGUCAGCACUCAGCGCAGCUCCGUAAAUAAUAACGUGCGUGCGAGCUACUGGAGCGGAGUUCGAUGAAUUUGAAAAACAGUUGAUUUUUUACUGGCUUUGGUUGAUUGUUGCAAACAAAUAGGUAGGUUGUGAAAAAUGAAUACUUUGAGCAGAGGCAGCAGCUUUGCUCUGAAAUAUCAAUUGGGAAACGUUAGGAGACAUGUUCAAAGUAAUGCCAGUUUACUGGAGAAUUGCAGCGAAUUGAAUAACAGAAAUCCGAGAAACUUGGAAUUUAUGAGGAUCGCGAGAAAACCUGAGGGUUACCACUUGAACGAUCCAGGAAAUGAGUAUUGGAACAAACUGUACGUAGAAUCAUCGAAUAAGCAUGUUGAAGCUGGAAUAAGACACUUUAAGAACGGACCUGUCAUAACGGCAUCGACUAGAGAAUGGGCAUUGAAAAAACAGCUAUUCAAGACACAUGACGUUGCUGCAUUUGCAAACAUUGGAAAGCUUUUAGCUCAGAGGUGUUUGGAAUGUGGUAUAACAUCAGUUCGAUGUGACAUAGAUGCAACAAACAGCACGAGAUAUACUGCUCUUUUAAGUGCAUUGAAAGAAAAUGGCUUGGAGCUGGAAGAACCAACACAGUACAAGCAUGCAAAUUCUUGGGAUGCAUUGAGAAUGUUGAAGCCUUGGACUGUUCAGGAAUAAAUGAUUUUCGUUUUAUAAAUUUGCAUUUUGUUAUCUAGUUUAAUACAAUUUUAGGUAUAACCAAAAAUAAAUAAGACACAUCAUUACAAGAA